Molecule: messenger RNA, 1248 nt
Organism: Durusdinium trenchii
Lineage: Eukaryota; Dinophyceae; Suessiales; Symbiodiniaceae
Source: the annotation of a GenBank genome assembly
AUGGCGCUCAGCACGUUGGGGAUGCCGCAGGCCUUUGGUUCGACGGGGCAGGAGCAGUUGAUGGCCAUGGACCCUAGCGUGCCGCGAGUGAAGGUGAUCUCGCCUGGCUGUGAACUGCGACUCAUUGUGGAUGACGACAAGCACGCGCGCGUGAAGUUGCUUCCGCAGCAGUUCCCCACCUCUCGUCCGGGGCAACCGGCCGAGGCCAGUGCCGAGAUCUUCGGUGCUGAGCUGGUGCCUCAGCAGGACUACCCUCUGCUGGGGGGCACGCGCACAGCGAUCUUCUCUUGGCAUGGCUGCAAGGUCCAGGUCUCUGGGCCCACGGUCCAGGAGUACGACGCGCCGAAUGUGGUGAUGCGGGACUACUUGUGCUGCGCGGCCGUCCUGGAGCAACGGCGGAUGAGGGCAGACGAUCUGGGCCUGCCGGCACCGCGGGUGUUAGUCUGCGGCUCGGCCUUCUCAGGGAAGAGCGCUCUGUGCCAGAUCUUAUGCAACUAUGCGCUCCGAAGAGAACAUACUCCUGUCUUCGUGGACUUAGACACGCGCUAUUCCAACAUCCGCCAGCUGCAGAGCAUGCCCGCCUGUGUGACGGCCAUGACGGUGGAACAUGCAGCGGACGAGGAGCCAUUGAAUCGAAUCGCCUACUUCUUUGGCCACCUGGAUUGGAGUGAGAACCCGCGCUGGUACCAACGGGUGGUGUCCCAUCUCAGCCGCGUGGUCUCCGCCAAGUUGUCGCAUGCUACUUCGAGAGAGGGUGCCCGGACCAGCUCCAGUGGCUUAGUGGUCAAUGCGCCCUUCCAGCCAACGCCUGCGCUGCUGGAGAAGAUUGUUGAGAUGUUCGAGAUUGAUGUGGUCUUGGUCUUGGAUAGCGAAGGCUUGCACGCGGCUUUGUGCAAGAUGUUCGCUGGCCUUCCCAAGGUCAAUGGGGUGCCCAAAGUGGAAGUGGUGCUACUUCCCAAGGCGGGCGGCGUGGUCCAAGCAGCGCAGAAGCGGAUCCGCUACCUGCGGGCGCUAAGAGUGCGAGACUAUUUCUACGGUGUCAUGCGCGAGUUCAGCCCCUUCUCCGUGCUCGUGGACCUAAGCGAUGUGCAGCUGGUGCAAGUGGAACAGUCCACGCUGUCGGCUGGGAUGCUUCCCAUGGGCCAGGCCGUCUGGCGACAGCUUUGGGACAGCUUUGAAUACAGCGCCGUUCAUAGCAGGUGUGGCUUACAAGUGAUAAAGCAUGAUAAAGCAAUUGAUGGCUUGUAG